This is a messenger RNA of Manduca sexta (tobacco hornworm), 5631 nucleotides long. RefSeq names its product rab-like protein 6. The record is from RefSeq and is a predicted model, not a curated record. The transcript is spliced from 11 exons. Gene Ontology annotation, molecular function: GTPase activity; GTP binding. Lineage: Eukaryota; Metazoa; Arthropoda; Insecta; Lepidoptera; Sphingidae. Gene Ontology annotation, cellular component: nucleus; cytosol. The coding region runs from base 95 to 1864 and encodes 589 amino acids.
AAAUAGAAAAAAAAAAAAAAAAAAAAAUCUAAUGGAAUUUGUAUGCAAAUUUUGAUACAAUAAUUUGCGUGUCCAACUGAUUAUAAAUCUAACAAUGUUUUCUGCUCUCAAAAAGUUGGCUAGAAGCAAUGAUGAUCGCUGCACUGCUCCGAUGCCUAUGUCUUCCUCCUUACAGAAGAAAUUCUCAAGAGGAGUUCAUUUUAACAUGAAAAUUCUCAUAAAAGGCGAUAGAAACGUAGGAAAAUCUUGUUUACUACAACGAUUGCAAGGCGGUCCAUUUAUUGAGGAAUAUGUACCUACCGACCAGAUUCAAGUAGCGCCCAUACAUUGGACAUAUAAAAACACGGAUUACAUAGUCAAAGUUGAAGUAUGGGAGGUGGUGGAUAAAGGGAGAACAAAAAAGAAACCACCUCUAGGACUGAAACUUGAGAAUCAGUCUGUACCCGCAGCACAAGAUGAUGGUUAUGAGACUCCAGUUCUAGAUGCAACAUUUUUGGAUGUGUAUAAGAAUGCUAGUGGUGUCAUAUUGAUGAUGGACAUCACAAAACCUUGGACAUUUGAGUAUGUGGUGAAGGAGCUUUCACAAGUGCCAGCUGACUUGCCAGUUGUGGUUCUUGGCAAUCAUUGUGACAUGCAGCAUCACAGACAAGUACAUUCCCACCACAUUGAGACAGCACUAAUUCAAGCCAAGAUGAAUAGAACUGCACCAAUUCGUUAUGCUGAAUCCUCAAUGAGAAAUGGUUUUGGUUUGCGAUUGCUUCACAAAUUUCUCAGUAUACCCUUCCUGCGUCUUCAAAAAACAAGCUUAUUAGAGCAACUGCAGAGAAACCAGAAAGAUAUGGAAGAGGUCGCAAAAGAACUUGAUGAUUUUCAGAAUUCUGAGGAGUCACACUACAAUUUAUUCUUAGAUCGUUUGGCAAAUAAACGACGACAAAGUCAGACUGAAACUAAGCCUAACAAUGAUCAUUCUCCAAGCAUUGUGCUCGGGGCUGGAAAACCUAUCGUACCAACUAGUGUUAAUCCUCUGUUGGCCCAAUCGCUAAAUACAACGCCAAAAUUGUCUACUCCAGAAAUUAAACAGACCCAAUAUGUAAGCCCGGACUUGUUGAAAGUGAAGCCUACAGUGAGCAUGGAGACCACUCCUUCUCGAGGAUCACAUAAUGACAGCAGUGUUAGUCAAGCUUCAGAAGUUAACACCUCCAUGCCAGCUGGAACUUUGGAAGAAUUUUAUGCAGGCACACUGGAUAGCAGCUUCUUGGAGGACCUAGCUCCCAUUUCAUCUGAGACACAUGAAAAGAACUAUGAUUCUGAAAGUGAGGAAGACGAUACAAGAAAUCCAAUGGUAACAGUGGAUCAAGAUGAUUUGGACAUUGAUAUCACACCAACCUCGGAAAUCCCAUCAGAAAUAAAAAUUACUUCUGACCAUGAUAUAUUAAAAUCAACUGAACAUGAGAAUCAAAUAAAUAGUUUAUUAAGUAGAGUUACAAUCGCAAGAGAUUCAGAUAUCGUUAAGGAAACGGAUGAUGAUGAGUCAAUAUUUGAAAACAAUCAUAUUCAACCAAUGAGCUUGGACAAUGACUUUACGCUAUGGGUUGGUGACUCCAGUGCAAGACGAUCGCCUGAAGGUGGUGAAGACCCUGAUUUGAAUAAUGAACCUGAUGAAAAAGAAAAGAGCGAGAAAAAACAUAAAAAGAAGAAGUCAAAAGAAAAGGACAGAGGAGACUUUAGCAGUAAGUCAGACCGCAAAGAGAAAAAGAGUAAGCACAAAAAAUCUAAAAGUGAUAAAAAGCCGUCUAACCCACAACAAGAUUUGCUGGAGCCAUCGACUGCAAACUUCAACUAUGAAGAAUAUGACAGUAUUUAACAUAAUGAAUUUUUAUACUGUGAUUAUGAAGGCUUCCACAGAUGAUAAUCAACAUUCCAUAGUGUAAUUGGGUUAGUCCAUUUAUGUAUAAGACUACAAUUUGUUUGUUAAAUCCAUUACUUAUUUCACCAGUCGAACAUACAUAAAUAUUAUUAUUUACACAGUAUCAAACUAACCUAGUCAUGUCGUUAUUUGAAGGAUAAGUUAGAUUAUAAAAUUUUCUUGACAUUCCUGGAUCCAUUAUUAUUCAAGAAUUUAUUGUCACUAUGGCUUUUCCCACAUUAUUCAGUUUUAUAUUUUUGUUGUUUUAUUGAUAUUCUAGUAAAUUUCACCAAAAAGGAAAACUAAACUAAAUCUGUCAUAAGUGGGCUAAAUAGUAUGACUGAGAAAAUAUGAUAUUUAUUUAAUUACCUACAUAAUUUUAACAUAUGUACUGUAUGAGUUACGACCGCUGGUAAGGAGAAAUUUAAAACAAAGUAACUAAAUUUUUACAUGUAAGAAAUUAUUAAUCACUGUACCCUUGUUACAAGGUUAUGUGUAGAUGUUGAUGAAAAACGAUUGUUGUAUUAUUUAAAUAAAUUAGUAAAGUUGAUCAUUAAAUGCAGCAAUUAAGGGUACGUAUGUAGAAAUAUAAUGAACGUGCUGCUUUUGAGCAGUUAUGGCAACUAUUCGCACGCAUCUUACUUAUGCGACGUGGCGGCGGCGGGCGCGCCGUGCGCACGCGCGCGUCAUCGUGAUGCGUUCGGCGGAAUUCAACGACAAAAAAUAUUCCAUGUCAACACAAACUAUAGAGACUGCUUAUUGGUCAAUGAUAUAGGACGUUAGUGUAUGUACGCUCCGAACACGGAGUAUGCGUGCUAGCACUCGAAUUGAAACUAUGUAUGAUGCUAUGCGGCGCGGAAAUAUAUUGCAACUUAUAUAGUCGUGUAGUUUUAAAAUUAUUAUACUAGCGAUGAGCAUAUCGCGCAGUCACGCACUAAAUGCUAAUGAACAGAAAAAAUAAGACUGGUGAAUUUCCACUGUUGUCGGCCAUGUUUGGAUGGUUGUCAUGUAAAACGGCCAACAAUAAACCCACCUGCAUUUUGCAUAUUUAUGAUGUUACUGGUUGUAUAUAGCAUCAAUAUAAUAUUGAGUAUAUAAAUGCUUUUAGUAGAGUGUAAGUGGAUAAAUGUUUUAAUAUUCAGAGGUAAAUUUUUUAAAACAGAAUAAAAAAAGGAUAAAGAUAUAACCAGUAUAAAAAUUUGUAAGCGCUAGGAGGGCUGAAUGCGAUAAGUGCCACUAGACAAUACUGUCUACAGCGUGGCUCCGUCACGAAAAAACAUUUGAAUUAUAUCGUAUAUAAAAUGAUCAUUGUCGGUUUUCGCCUUAAAAAAUGUAAAAUAUAAGAACGCGCCGUUGUUCUAGUGGCAGCGUUUAUAAACUGGCUAGGAGCUCUGUGUUCGACUCCCAGGUCGGGAGAUAAUGUGUAAUUUAAACACGAUAUUCCUGGUAGGGUUUUAUUUUAAGCAGGCGCUCGUUUUAUUCUCUGCUUUAAAAAUGUUGAUGUGCCACACUGGCCUGAGAAGAACCCUUUUGCCCUCCCUGCCCAAGAGGAGAGAUUAAUGUUAAUAUGGAAAGUCAUGUCCUCUAGUGAAAUCCGAAGUUCGCGACUGCUUUCUAUAAUAUGAAUUACUCGAAUAUUCUAAUGCACAUUAAAAUUGUUGCUAAUUUAUAGAUAUAAUAAUAUGUUAUGUAAGUAAAAAUAGAUCUGUUUGAUUUUUUAAUAAAAAUUGUAUUCAGGUUGGUAUUUUAAAGCAAACUGAGGUGAAAAAUCGUAAACAAAUGUGUAGUUCUCGUUUUAUUUUCGAAAUGUUACUGUCAUAAACUUUCUUAUAUAUUAUUAAUGUAAUCUUUAUUUUAGAAAGAACGUGUGUAUGGUAGGUAUCUAGCAGUUACAUAGACAUUAUUAUUUUUUUAUUCGGGAUAGUUAUUGCUCGCGGUUGAGCUCGCGUUGAAAAGUCCUGCCAUAUAUUGUGCCAGGAUAAAAGUAAUCUAUCCUUCUCAGAUUCUCAAACUAACUUCAUACUAAAUUUUAUCGAAAUCGGUUCAGUGGUUCAGCAAUGAAACCGUAACAGACCAACAGGGUUACUUUCGCAUUAUAAUAUAUGGAUAAGGUUUUAGUACCGAGUUUUCUUUCUAAAUUUCAGCGUAUGAGUAUGCAAUUGAUUUUAUUAUAACGAUGCUAUUUUGUACAGGACUGCUGGCCGGAAACAACAAUAUCGCCCGGUAAUUUUACGGGAAUAUAAGUGCUUUAUUCAACUUUCAGGAAGACAUAGGUCAUAAAUUACUUUAUUACUGUUACUAUUACUUGCGUCGAUUAUCACAGCACAUUGUUAUACCUUUUUGGAUGCGUUACAAAUUGCAGAUUUUUUUUAAUAAAUUUCCACAAAGCCCCAGUACAUUUUUUAUGAUUUGGAAUUUGCACAUAUUUUAUUGCCUUUUUAUUGGUUGUAAAUAAGUAUUAAUAAUAUUAUUAGUAAGAAACAUCGUCUGUUAACCACUUCCAUAAAAAAAUAUUAAAUUCGAAGUAACUACAGUGCUACAGUAGUAAAAACAAUUUUGUGUGCAAAAGGUUAUAACUUUCGCAUGAUUAAAAUUUGUGUUUCUUUUAGGCUAUAACCCACUGUAUCAGUGACUUUCCUUUGGAACAUUACUUUCGAGAAGCCCUGUACAAAUAAAUAGUUUCGAGAUUCAUGAUUUCUAUUUCAUAGAACGCUGGAAUAUGCAGACAAUAUAGUUGUUUUAUAUUCCUUUGUAAAUAUGUAUUGACCAAUGAUUUAAUAACUUCCAACAAAUGUUAUCUAUUUUCUAUCGUACUUAUAAUUGAACUAUUAUAAAAAUUAUGAAUUAUGAUAUUAAUUACUAAAUACCGCAAGUUUGCGGUCCGCAGUCCUGUUCGAAAAGAACAUCUUGUAGGUACCUUGUACGGAAACAGCAUCUUAAUUGUACUUGGUGAUGGGAUAUUAUUUUUAUUAGAUCUUGAUCGAUUAUGAAGAUAUUUGUAAGUAUUACAUUAGGCACAUGUAAAUGAUUUUUUUAAUCUCUUAUUAAUGUUCAUUCAUUUCUGUGUCAUGGACACUUACUUAGAUGGAGGUAGUCAAGUCACGGCCAGCACAUGAGUGAUAGGACAAAUUAACUUACAUAUCCUACCUCCUUUCUAUUGUCUGUUCCAUUGCCAGUAUUGAAAAUAUAUCACUAUUAUAUAUACAUUACAUAUUAUUAUUGUCCCGCCUCAUAAAGCUUUUGUUGUUAUAUUUUCUUUUUACAAAAUUAAAUUUUAUUGUCAUAGCCUGAAUAGGAAAACAAAAAUCUAUGUUUUGUUAAAAUAUGCCACUAAUUUCAUGUACUGACAAUUUUAAUUUUAAAAGAAAAAAACAUUAGUGGCGGCCAGUGGCGAAGUGUCCAUACAACCCGAUUCCUAUCGGCCUAAAAGGGAUUUUAGGUUUAUUUAUUACUGUCUUAGUGUUUGUUUUCUGUUAAAAAGGGCAGCGAUACAUUAACUAAGGCGAUUGCUUUUUUGCAACGGGGUACCUUUGAAAAAUUUCACCCUUCGCCACUGGUGGCGGCAACAAAGCAGGUUUUUUAACUUUCUUGAUCAAGCUAUGAUAAACUAUUGUACAAUUUAAACAUAGGUAUGUAUUUUGUUUACGACCGUUAUAAAUGUAAUAGAUAUUUCUAAUGAGAUUACUUAUUGUGCUAAAUGCUAAUAAAAUAAUGUUUUGAAAUAA